This is a messenger RNA of Schistocerca gregaria, 17622 nucleotides long. RefSeq names its product serine-rich adhesin for platelets-like. Bases 977 to 11242 code for a protein of 3421 amino acids. The record is from RefSeq and is a predicted model, not a curated record. The transcript is spliced from 18 exons. Gene Ontology annotation, biological process: positive regulation of DNA-templated transcription. NCBI's taxonomy places the organism in Eukaryota, Metazoa, Arthropoda, Insecta, Orthoptera, Acrididae. Gene Ontology annotation, cellular component: SWI/SNF complex.
CACUUGUUACGGAGUUUCCGCUGAAUAGAUGACGUUUUUGAAUGUUAACUGGAGUUGAGAGUUAAAAAUGGUAGCCAUGCUUAAGUACUGCCAAAGGUGUUGUGUGUGUUUUCUGGCGAUGGCUGCAUAACGGAGAUGUGACGAACGUCGUGUGGGAAUGUGUGAAUUCGAUUUUAAGUUCGUUUUGUUAACUUAAUUUAUUGCACUUUAUAUAUUGGUGUCACGAUAUCUGAAAUGUUUGUAGUGCUCGGCGUGUUUUUUCUUGACAGACUGAAUUGUGCGUGCCUCCUGUGUCUACACAAGUUGUUAUUCGUUUUACUCUUCGAACAUAGUGUCAAACUGAAUGAGAACGGUUGUGAUAACUUUAGUGAUGACUUUGUAGUAAAGAGUAGAAUAGAGUUCUGUGAUAUGCCGAAGAUUUGUGAUCUUCUGUUUACAACGAAUGUCGCAAUAGUGUUUUCAGCCCAUGAGUCGUGUAGACUCGAAGGCAAAUAAGUGUUUUGUGUUCCCAACGUUAUGACGGCAGUUAGUAUGCUGUCACAGUGGUUUUACGUUUUCAUUUACAUCGCCGCUAACAUAAAAUACUGAUCAACGAAAGCGAGGCCUUAGUUACUACUACUAGAAGACCACAUCAACGAAGCAAUAAUGGGUUAGACUAACUAUAUGUACAUAUAUAAACAGAAGUAUAUUUUUGCGUCAUAACCUCUAACGUGCCGUAGCAUGCAGUUUCUGUUUAUGUAAUUUCAAUUCAUGAAUGGUGAUUGAAUACCACACACAAGUGUUCUAGAGAAGAAUGAUACAUAAAAUGGCUGAACCUGCCAAGGUGUGCUGUUUACUGAAGUAACGUGGCUGAAAUGGAUGAUGGAUCACAAAAACUGCUGGAUGUAAUUGAGAAUGGCAGUAGGUCCAUCACACCUCAUGAGGCACAUCCAAUGACUACCAUUUGCCUAGAACAGCGUACUGAACUCUGCUGGUCAUGGAAUCCCCAGCUUGGCACAUAUCUGGUGAUCCAACAGCUCUUGAGUCAUUUUUGGGAAUUGCAGCUGCAGGGGGUGCUUCAGGUGCCAACAGUAACCUGUCUCGGUCAGUUGCUGCACCAGUCCCCGUGUCAACGCAACAUUUUGUCCUCACUCCAAUUUCACAUUCGCCACACGCACUUCCGGCAAAUAUUUCUGUUAGUUGCCCUACAUCUCAGACUGUUGUCUCCACUUCACAGUCCCAAAGUUUUAUUUGUACACCAGUUAAGAGUUCGAGCAGUUCUUCGGGAAUUGCAGUUGUAGCUUCCAGCAUAGCUUUUGGGCAUUCAGAAGCUGUUAUCAGUUCUUCCAAUAUAUCCUUUAGUGACUCUUCCAACAACUUGUGCCUGGAAACUUCUGGUAUUCAGAUUGGGAGUUCCAGAAUGCCAUCUGGGCCAUCCGGUGCCCCUGUUGGACCUCCAGCACUCGCUCAAGCGGUUUCUGCAGGUUCAAAUGUUUCUGGAUCAUCUAGCAUAGCGACAGUACUUAAUAAUUCGAACAUUCCUGUCGGAUCUAGUGGUGUUUCCAAUAUACUUGUCGGUCCACCCGGUACAGUCUUUACUUCGGCAAAUUUAUCACUCUCACAAAUGACUGUACCUCAAAGCACUACUGCGUCUCCGAGUUCACCGUUCUCCAUUCCUACGAGGUCACCGCACGCACCCCCUACUCCGUCUCCGAGCCCACUUCCGAGGAGAUCACCUGCACCUCAGCACCCUCCGUCACCUGCUCCUUCUCCGUAUCACGUGCAGCUGCAGUCUCCUCAAAACAGUGCUGCCACAGCGACAGCUGGUUUUGUCCUAUCUGCAACUGCCCCACAGGCAAAUUUGGUGAAAGACAUUAUCACCAGUUUACCCCUACUACAGCCACCAUCCUUGAAGACUGUACAGGGCUCUAACAUUAAUGCUCCACUGACAGCUAGUAACUACAGUGUAGGGAAUUCUGUAAAAGAGGGUUUCAGGAGUGUGCACCAGCAAACUUCAACUGUCGUUUUGCCCCAGAGACUGUCUGCGGCUACUGGCAACAGUUUGCAGUCUCCGCAAAAUGCGAGCUCUCCACCGUCUGUCCAAUCAUUUGUCAAUCUCCAGACACCACAGCCUGUUCUGAUAUCCCAGUCUGCGAGCCUGCAGGCUUGUCCGGGCAGCCAGGUGUUGACCCAUGGUGCCAAGAACAGCAGUCCUGUCGGUCCAGCUACUAGUGGCAGUGGGCCUCUUACACCAGCUGGGGCUCUCACUCCAGCACCAUCUCCGUCUCCCCAGCAUCGCACUGUGCACAGCCCUGUUAUUCGAUCGACAACACCAACUCCUGUUAUACAUCAGGCAUUGCCAGCAGGCUUAGCAAUACCUGGUGCACAACAGUUUCCCGCAGUGAUGUCGCAGGGCGGUACAGCUGUUCUGCAGACUACCAAUCAUCAGCUAGUUCAGAUCAUUCAUCAGUCUGCUGCUGUGCAAGGUGCAAGCUUUCCAGCACAUACACAGAUUAUAACAACAGGUGGUGCUGCUGCCCCUGUUCACCUUCACUCGGCAGCGGCGGCUGCUGCAGCCAAUGCAGGUGCAGCUGCUGCCGCUGCCAAAACCAAACAGCCACCACAAAUUUUGCCUAAACCACCAGGAACUUCGAGUCUGACUGCAAGUUCGGGACAUGUAAAAAUUCCAAAUGUAGCAACACCACCUCAUCAAGGUUUACAUACACAGAAUCACAGUACAGCAGGAACUCAAGUCGUCAUUGGUCAAACAAAUCAAGCGGCAAUGAUACCAACUGCACAGGGAGGAACUCUGCUACUUAAUCAGGUUCUAAGGCUUGUAGCAGCACAGGGUACAGUGCAACUGCAGUCAAUUCAGACACCUAGUGGUCCCACGCUUAUUGCAGUCCCAUCAGGCUCAGCAUUGAGUUUUCAACCGGUGUCUCAACUUACUUCCCCACAGCAACCGCAGACUCAGUCACAGCAAACAUCCAAACUAACAAAUCAACAUGUGUCUAUACAGACAUCAAAUACCAUUCUUCCAGCUGUCUUAAAUAAUAUUCCACAAUCCUUCCAGCAGAAUACAUCAAGAACAAGUCUCCAGAAUAAUGCAGCAGUUACCAACUUGAACCUUAAUGUGCACAAUUUGAGUCUGAAUGUUACAAAUGCAAAUUCUGCAACGUGCUCUCAUAAUAGUGAUAUUUCAGGAGACACUUUACCAUCCUGCCAGAGUUGUUCUGUCACUCAGCAGACCCCAAAUAGUUCAAAUAUUGUGUCAGAGUCGCCUGUAAAUGUGAACUUGAAUGUGAAUGCAAGUGAAAGUGCUUCAAAGAGGAACUCACCCAGUGGACUUCAUAAUACUCCUGAGGUGGCUAAAGAAAAUAUAGAAACAGUUAAUAUUAGAGAAUCAAAUGGAAACCAAAUGGCGGCUCCAACUCCUCUGCCUCUAAACAGGAAAAAGUCUAAGAAGAAGAAAAAGAAAAAUAAACUGGAUUUAGCCAACAUCAUGAAGUUGUCAGGUAUUGGAGAUGAAGAUGAUAUUGCGAUGUAUGAAGCAGAGGAACAGUCAAUCACACCGUCGGCUGUUGGUCAUGUUCAUUCAGUUGACCAGUUGCAGUCUGAUAGCACUACUCACCCAUCACAAAUGUUGAACAACAUCCCAUCAACUCCACAGAUUCCUGUGCAGGCAAAUGGCCAGGGAUCACUACGUGUUUCACUGGAGGACUGUCAGGUAGUGUUCCAGCCAACAUCUGAAACACAGCAGAACUCUCCAUCGGGCUCACCACAUCUUGUAUCCACAGGAACAAAUACUGUCAUGGCACAACCUAGCUCUGUUUCAUCCUCAAGCUUGCCUACAUCUCAAGUAAAUCCUGUUCACUUCGUGACUGCAAGCUACAGUUCGAGUACCUCUCAGAACACACAAACAUCACAGUCUGAAAAGUAUCAAUUACCAGCAAAACAGAAUGAUAGUUGUGUGAGUGGUUUGUAUUCUGACCUGUCUCUAAGAAACCAGCAAAGUAGGGACAUCACCUCUGAAGUUGGAGGCAAUAUAGAAGUAGCAGCAAUAACCAGUGCUUCAAAUUCAGUGACGUGUGAUGCAAUACAAAACAAAUCUAGUGGAAAUGAACUUGAGGAUAUUUUUGUAGGAGUCUCGGUAACAGAUCAGUCUGCUAUUAGUGAUAAAUUAGUUAAUUCUCUUCCAAGCAAUAUGAAUGUAAUUGUUGCAGAUGCUGUCAGUACUGUAAUUCCAGCAGUUGCUACAUCAACAAAUACUUUAACUACUGUGACUCGAGAAGCAAGUUCGGCACCUAGUGCACAGCCAAUUGGAAAAUCGACACAGGUUUUGUGUACGGCAGUGGCUCCAAGUAAUGUAUCUAGCAGAAAUUCACAAAAUGAAAGUGUCAGCAUUUUAAUUGGUGGGAACCCAGCCAUUCCACCUUCAGGUUUCAUAUCACAUUCUGUCGUACCAGCAUCAAGAAAUUGUCUGCCACUAGAGUCCUCAAAAUGUACAGAUGGAGAAACAUCCAGACAGACACUAUCUGCUACAUGUGAUAAAGCUGUAAGUGCAAAUCCUCCCGGAAUCUUUAGUUCUGUCAGCCACAGUACGAGCACUAGUGUAGAACGUGUUGCAACAGGGAAUGCUGCCACGACACAAACAGAAAAUGUAGAUGUAGUGUCAACUUCAUCAGGAAAUACAUUAAUAGGCCCACAGGUACAACUUCAAAAUAGCCAACAGUCUACUACAAAAGUUUCAGAUAGACAGUCUACCUUCUUGCCAGUUUCUUCGGCAGCUGGCACUCAAAACACAUGCAGUGCUCCAAAAACUUAUCCUUCAGUAGAUAAUGCACCAACUAUUUUAGGUCUCCAUGCAUUUCACAGUUUACAAGGUUUAGUCUCAUCUGCAACACCAUUGAUGGCAACUAUUCCACCAAUCACUUCAAAUGCAGCUACAACAAAUUCCAGCUAUGGAGGACCGUUGACAUAUACUGGGACUGAACCUUUGGUAAUAGCACACCACCAGAGUGGCUUGCCGUCUGUAAUUACAGGACCACAACUGCUACAGUGCCUUCAACAAACACAAGGCCAACAGACAGGUUUAAUUAAUAUGUCACAUUUACAGUUAACACAAAAUGCAAUCAGCAAAGUUAUUGGGAGCUCUACAUCUAGCUUGUCAUUCAAUGCUGGUACGGGAACAAUUUUGAUUGGUGGAAAUCCUGUGGAAAAUUUCACAAAUGCUAGUCAGCCAAAAUCGACAUCUGCCGCUGCAGCAGUUAUAAGCAGUGCAAAAUUUAUUCCUCAACCAUCUGUUCUCCUACAGCAGUUAAACACUGGCUUACGAAGGUGUUCGAGUGAUUCAAAUUCUUCACUUUCCCUUGGAAGUCCUCCAUCUGUGAUUGGUUUAAUCAGUCAACAGACAGCUUCUCAAACAGAGCAGACUAGUAGUCAGCCUAUAAAAAAGGGCCCAUCACAGGAAUCUAUUGAAACGCAGACUGUCUCAAUAGGAGUGCAAAAUUCCAAUUCAAGCAGUUCCAGUUCAUUACAAGGAUUUCAGAAUACACUGCUGGAAAGUACAUCUCAUACGAACAAUAACUUUGUUUUGAAUAAAUUUACAAAAUCGGUGCAGUAUAAUAGUAUUCCUAGUGUGUCGCCUACUAUGAGUGCUGCCAAGAAGAAGAAGAAGAGGUAUGAACGAACACCACCAAAAAAUGUCACGUGUGUGUCAUCAGCAGGAAUUUCAAGCAAUAAUACACUGUCAUCAACAAACUGUGUGAGGAACACUGCUCAACAUGUGGAAACUGGGAAUCGUGUUCUCCUGUCAGUGGAUUCCAGCAGGUGUGUGGUUCAAGAACGAUCUGCAGUGAAACCGUGUGUUAGUCACCCUCUUGUGCCGGGUCAGAAUUUUCAAAAACUCUCUGCAGAACCUGUUUCAUCUUCAUCCUCACCUUCAUAUGUUGUUUCUUCACCACAGUUCAGUGUUACGUCGAACAUCAGAGCAGCAGUAGUAUCAACAUUGGCGUCCCCAGGCUCAGGGGUGCAGCCAGAACCGUCACACCAUUCAGCUGCGCUUUGUCAGCAAAGCAAUAUUUCACCUUCCUCCAACAUAAUUCAUAGAAAUUUGUCUCCUGCCAGUGUUAUGUCUAAUGCAAAUAAAAAUAUAUUACAACAGACAAACAUAAUUCCUGCAACAAAUGUAAAUAAAGGUAACAGUCAUUUUACUUCAAGUCAGGAAAUGAGAAAUUCAUCAUCACAUCAAGUUCCGUCCAUUGUACAGACGAGUUUAUCAACGAAUAGUCUGAUGAUAAGCAAUCAGCCUGAAAUUUUACAGGUUUCUUCUAGCUCAGUUACUGUUAUAAGUAAUGGAAUAACAAGCACAUCUGAAAUUGCUCAAAGGAAGCAAGGCGAUAAUCAGCGUGCAGUGGUUCAGGUUAAUAACUCCCAGCAGACAACUAACUCUACUGGUGGACAGAGCCCUGUUAAAUUUGUGACUAUACAAGAUGAACAUCAACAGGCACCAGCAACACAAAAUGCAAAUCCUACAGCAUGUUCUAUUGGAAACCCACAGCAAACACUGAACAAUCAGUUAUCUCUGAAUAAUAUGAAUCCUAGUGUGCCUCAUCUAGUGCCAAUUCCCUCUAACUCCAUUGCGGUUCAUCCGGGAUCAUCACAUGGUCUUCAGAUACAAGGAGCAGGAGCUACUGGGAGUCACGGUCUUUUGCCUGGAAGCAUCAUUCAGAAAGUGCACACCAUUCAACUCACUCCUCAGAAUCAGAAGCAUUUGAAAGCAAUACAGAUGCAGAUCCAGUCUUAUAUAACAAAGAAGACACUUAUUCCAAAUGACCACGUGUUGCAACAAUUAUUUGAGGAGCAGCAGAGAAUUUUAGCAACUGGGAUACUUGUUCCUACUAUUCCUGGGCAACAUGCACAAGGCUUGCAGUUUGUAACCCCACAAAGCACACAGUUACCAGCUGUAAGGUAUCACCAUCAGAUUGGAAAUCAGAUUAUACCUCUCACCCCGCCGACUCCUCCAAAAAAUCCGAGCGGUGUAUCUGUUCUUAACUCACUUGCUGCCUCUCCCAAUCUUGGUGUUAGUAACUGUUUUACCACUGAUUUUACAUUCACCGCUAAUGCUUAUGCUGCUGCUGCUGGUUUUGCUGCUGCUGCUGCUGUUGGUAAUACUAACACAGUUGUUUCAACAUCUGCGAACACCGUAACCUCAACUACCCUCGCUUCUACAGUCACCUGCUCUACCAUAAACAUUAAUACAACUGCCUCGGCUACAGCAACUAGCAAUUUACCCACUGUGACUCCAGUGACCACUAUUGUAGAUACCACCAAUAGUGCUGGCAACAGUGUUGUCACAAGCUCUCAUGCGAUUGCCAAUAAAUUAACUAAUUUCAAUUCAAAUAUAAAUGAUGAUAAAGUAUUUAUUAAUAAUGCUGUGACAACCACAGUUACCACUUCUGCAUCUGCUGUUGCUGUUGCUGCUGCUGCUGCCGCUGCCGCUGCUGCUGCUGCCGCCGCCGCUGCCGCCGCUGCUGCUCUUACAACAAUUACUACUACACCUCCACCUACUCCAGACUCCUCUCCCAGCUCUCUAGCAGUUACUACUAAUAAUCUAGCUAUAUCAAAUACUGUAAACACUGCUACUGGUACACCUGCCUCUAUUUCCACUACCAUUGUCAUGGCUAAAGGUACCACUGCAGGUGACCUUAUUCCCGCUGCAACAGUUACCACUAUUGCCGCUACCGCCACCACCACCACUAAUACAACAAAAACAACAACAACCACCACCACCACAGCAGCGACAGUCACCACUGCUAGAAGUAAUGUUGCUGUUACUGCCACUGUUGCUGAUACUGCUGCUGCUCCUACUACUACUACUACUACUACUACUGUUGCUGCCGCUGCUCCUACUACUACCACCACCACCACAACAACCACUACUACUGCUACUGCUACUACUACUACUACUACUACUACUACUACUACUACUGCUGCUCCUGCUGUUGCUGCUGCUGCUGCUGCUGCUACAACAACAACAACAACAAGUACUACUACAACUACAACAACAACAACUACUACUACUACUGCUAAUAAUAAUAAUAAUAAUAAUAAUAUUAAUCAUAAUCCUGCUUCUCUUUCUGCUUCUACUUGCGCUCCCAACACCAACACUAGUACUACAAGUACCUCAACCAUAGCCACUGCUACAGUUGCUGCCAUUAACAUCCCUCCAAACACCAUCUCGUCAGCCACCACAGUUGCUAAUGCUACUAUGAAAUUUACUGCCACCAGUGCAAGUACCACUGGUGGGUCUGCCAUGAUAAGUGUUAAUAUCAGUUCUCCUGCCCUAGUUUCCAUAUGUUCAUGUGACAGUAUUGUUAUGACAGACAGACAGUGCAGAUGUGUUAAUCGUGGUGUUAACAGUACUGUUAAUGGCUUUAAUCAAUCACACAAUUCUACAAAUACAAUGCUGGAGACAGUGCGUCACACAGCAACACAGCAACCACAGCAGCCACAGCAGCUUAAUUACUACCAUCCUCAGAAGCAGCAGCAGCAGCAGCAACAACAACAACAACAACAACAACAACAACACCAACAGCAGCAGCAGCAGCAACAGCAGCAUCAUCAACAGAAACAGCAGCAACAGCAACAACAUCCUCAAAAACAGCAGCAACAGCAGCAGCAUCUGUUGCUGGUAGAUGUAUCAGCACAAAUCAGUUCUCACAUUACUACUGGCAAAGUAACAGAUGCAGAGUCAAAGUUGCAUUUGCAGCAGUCAAAUUCAUCCGGCACGUUACAACCCCAGCUGCCUCGUCACAGCCAUCACCACCAUCACAACCAUCACCACCACCAUCAUUAUCACCACCACCACCAUCACCAUCACCACCAUCCAAACCUCCCUCAUAAUCACCCUGCCAAUCAGCAACCUCAUUUACAACAGCAGCAGCAACAGCAGCAGCUUCAGCAAUCUGUUGUGCCAGUACUGCACGGAACAAAAUCGUCAGCAGUUUCUGAAAAAGGAACAUCACCAAUCCAAGUACAGGUUGGAACACAGACAUGCAUGCCACCAGAAGAAUUUCCUCAAACUUCUGCACAUAUGAGUAACAGAACAUCUUGUAAUGGAUCACCGAAUGGCCAGCAGUGUACAUCAAACACAUUUCUGCCAUUAAACAACAAUAAAUCUGCGCUUACCUCUAGUAGUAAAAUUCUACCUAAUCACACGUCAGCAGCACUAAAAUCCGUACCAAAUACUGUUUUUACAAAUGGCAGCAAGUCUCAUGCAGUAUCAUGUGCUGGUGGACCAAAGCCCCAACCGAAUUCCUCUCCUGCGUCUCCACCACGUGGUACUAAACGUUCUGCUACAAGUCCGUUGCGGUCUAUAAGCAGAAGUGACCUCAUUGAACAUCAGCUGAAAACUGAUCAAACUGAAGCUUCAAUGCCUGAUGUGCAGACACCUUUUUCAAGUUCUCGCGAUGCAUGUAAGCGCCUUAUUCGGUAUCACGUGUAUAAUGAAAAGGUCUUAAGCCAGAAAGAUUUGGAGAAAGCUGAUGAAAUAUUUGAAGCAACUGCGAAACAUCUGUUAGAUAAAUUUCGGCAAAUGAUGAAUAAAUACAACUAUUUGCUGUUGAUGGAGAGCAUGCGUGAAGUAAACACAUCAGAAUUGAUAAUGAUUGAUCGGAUGUUUGUGGCAGAGGAACAUAAUAUUCUGGAGAAGCUAAAGGAAGAGGAACAGAGGGCAAAAGAAGAACCAGUGACAGCAGAUGUAACAGCUUUGAAAACUGAGCCUGCAGUUGAUAGCCAGAGCUGCAGGUAUCUGAAUUCCGAUUUAGCUGACAUUAGAGAUGUGCGAGUAGUCAUCCAGGAUGUCAUGAAAAAUGAAUCAAUAAAGAGAGAGUUGGAAGAAGACAAAUUCACUGUUAUAAAGAAGGAAAAGUUGGACUUCGAUAUAGACAGUGAUGAAGCGAUGCCAGUGGAGCAGUCUACAUCAGCACUUGUUCCGAAGGUAGAUCAGAAUUAUGAUGAAUGGGAAGAAAUACAAAAGGAGCUAGGAGUAUUUUGUCCCACCUCUCAAUCUGCGUGUACACUUCAGGAGACCACUGUUGUUGUAAAAUCUGAAGAAAAUGAGAAUGUCGACAGUUGCUGCCGCCACAUUAAAAUGGAAGCUGAUGAUGACAUGUCACACGGAUUAAAAAAUUUAGAUCCGUUGAAUUGUAGGACUCCUGAGUACAACAGGACUCACGAUAGUGUUCAGAACAUUUCUACAGAUGCGUUAAAAUGUGAACCUAACUCUGAAAAUAUGGACACAGUGCAAAAGUCCUGUGAUAGUGCAUCAAAUGGUGAACUCUGUGAUCUCUAUAACCACAAUAUUCCUAAAUCUGUUACUUCAGAUACUGAAAUUCCAGAAGAUCCAAACUGGGAGAAAAAGUUAGGAGUGGUGUCGGGGGGUCUCAAAAGUAGGUGCUCUAGAGAAAGAGUGGCUGGGGAGAGUGAGCCAUUGAAGUAUUUGAGCCAGUGUGUUGUGAACAAUUUAAGUAGUGAUGUUGAAGUGCAAAAGAAAGACAGGCGAGAUAUCUGUGAUACCACUGACAGUACCACAACUUUUGUGCACAAAAGAAAACGCCACAAACAUGAUACUCAUUUUGUCAGUGAACGUAUUAAAGGACUGUCUAAUGUGAUACGUGGAAAUAGGAGUUUUUGUGAAAGUGAACAGGAAAACGAUGACGAGGACGAUGAUGACGACGAUGAUGAUGAUGACGACGAUGAUGAUGAUGACGAUGACGAAGAUGAUGAUGAGGAGGAGGAGGAGGAGGAGGAAGAGGAGGAGGAGGAGGAAGAAAAUGAUGCUUUAAAUGCUCAAGUACAAAGUGCUAUCGAUAGCAUACUGAAUCUGCAACGCUCAGAAGACGGCUACGAAUUACCAUCUGCGAGUGUUGGUGCCGUGAGUGAUGUGAGUGUACUCAACCUGCCGGUAGAUGUAAACUCUGAAGAAAUAGAUCACAAAUACUCUAGGAAAGUUGCUGAAGAUAAAUUAUUUUCGGAUGAGAGAAGUACAAAGCUUCUUAAGUGUCAAAAAAGGACUACAGCAUCAGUUGUGAAUUCUUGUGUUAAUUCUCCAGUGUCCAUUGAGUAUAGUGGUGAAACAGAUCCUUUCAUAAAUAGGAACUCUACCAUUGUUAUUACUAAUGGUGGUGGUAUCGAAGAAGACAGCAGUGGAAAUGGUGAUGCUGCUUUAGAUGAGGCUGUAAGAAGUAUAUUGACAUCCUGACCUUUGCAAAGCAUGACACAGCCUUUGCUGACCUUUGCAAAUGCACCACUGACUUCCAUUCUCAGCUCAAAUUGGUCAACUUUUUGCUAAGUUGAGUCAUUAUUUUAGAAUAAAUUCAUUAUAAUGUACGUUCUUCUAUAAAAAUGUCAUUUAAGCACAAAUUCUUCACUAUUCUAAAACAUAAAUCAGUAUUUAUUUUAUUAGUGAAAAUUGACCACCUAUGAUCUGUGAGGAAGUCUGUGACAGGCAGUCAGUCAAGCUUCGUUUAACAGCUCUAAAGUGUAAAACCAAUCUUUUGCAUAAAUAUUAUGCUCCAGCAAUGAAAACCUGCUGGUUUUGUUGUUUUUAUUUUAUUGGCAAUUUGUACAUUACUGAACAAUAUUUAAUUUCUGAAAACAUAUUAUGGCUAACAUUUCAAAUAAUGAUGUCAUCUAUGCUGGCCAUAUUUGUGUAGAAAGUGUGGUAUUACACUGUUUACUUAGAUUUGUUUGAUUCAACAGGGAAGUUUGUGUGUUUGAGAGAGAGAGAGAGAGAGAGAGAGAGAGAGAGAGAGAGAGAGAGAGAGAGAGAGAAGAGAGAGAGGUAAUCACAUGGGUGAACAUUAAACUGCACACAUUAAUGCUGGAACCCAUGUUUGCGAAUCUGCUCACUGUUUGGCAUUUUGUAGCAUUGUUAUUUCUUAUGUGAAUGGCAGUUAAUAAUAAGUUGGUUUUAAAACUUAAGUAUUACCGGUGUUCUUGCAGUGGGUGAGAAACAUGUUUUAUAUUUGUUUUCAGAAUGUAAUCUAGUCAUUAUCAAUAGUUUCAUGUGGAGUGAUUCCUGAACUUCCAUUAAGACACUGUUACCAUAACUGUUUUGUUGCAGUGCUAGUACAGAUACAAAUGACUGUGUAGGUAGAUGUAGAUGACACUUCUGGAUCAGUUUUUGUCUUCUUUGUUCUUAGGCAGAAUAGUAGUGCUGAGGUUUUAUGAGAUUCAUACAAAAUGUCCAUAUUGCAUGCGAUAGAGAAUAGUUUCUGUAUCUAGAGAAAGUUUGCCUGCAGGUUACAAAUAUUGUUUGAACAGCAGAUGGAAUAUAGAGCUGGAAGCUGUGUGUCAUCACAUUCCUUGGUUUUUGCUCAGAGUUUGACAGUUAUAAUGAGGAGUACAUACAUGUGCCAUCCAAUAGUCACAUUUUGGACAUACAACAUGAGGGUGGUGGUGCAGUGCAGUACUCUACCCCUCCCCUUCAGCAUACUGUUAUUUGUGACCUAUAUGUUGUUUUCAAAUAAAGCCACUCAGAUAUUUUCUUUAAAAUGAAUACUCAUACAUUCAUAUCAGUUAUAAAAAAUCAUUUUGUUGCUUUAUCACAGAAGGAAUAAUAUGGUGUCAAAUGAUACACAAGAGAAUUAAACAGAUUGUCAUUAAGGUAAAAAAAAAAAAAACUAACUCUAUGCAUAUAUCAGUUAUUUGUCCAUAUUCGUUAGAUCACUGUACAGCAUAGUCAGCCUGUUCUAUCAUGCAAAAGUGGCUAUUCAAAGGAAAAAAAACAUUAUAGCCCAAGCUAAGAAGAACCCAUCUUUUAUUAAAUAAAUUGAACAUGUAUACGUUUUUCUAUGCUUUCAAAGGCAUAGAUUAUUUAUCUCAACUGCAAUAUAAUUAAUAUUGUAAAGUACUGAAUAUUGUUCUUUUUUGUAAUGCAGAGUAGAGAAAAUAAAUAUAUCUUUUAUUUGUCUAGAUCACAAUUUAUAAAGUAUUAGUGGUUUUGAUUAUGCAGAGCAGUCAUCAUCGGAUCUUACAUACAGUGUUCAAAUUUGGGCCGUGCACUUCUCUGAUGUGUCGAGUAAGAUGGUGUUUUAAGUUUCUUCUGGUUGACUUAACCCAGGUCCAGAUGAGUUAUGUUCACCACAGGGCUUACUCUCACAAUCUUGUGUCACACACAUCUGUUCUCUUGUGAAGUGUUUGUCAUAUUGUUCAUAUGCUCCAGGUUAGGGGUUACAUGCUACCUUUACUGUGCCCUGGUUUAUACUGUGACAUCAUCAAAUUUUGUAUAACCCUAAGUUUAACACCAGUGGAUGUUUAAUUACUUUAUCAGUUCAUAUCACCACACUGUAAAACAUAAUCAUGGUUGUUUACAAUUUACAGUGUGAUGGUGUGCUUUGACAGAGUAAUUAAAUAUCUACCAGUGUUAAAUCAAGCAUUAUGCAAAGAUCAAUAAGAUCAUGCAAAGCAUAGCUUUAGCUGUGCCCUUGUUUAUUCUGCACGACCUCAUUGAUCUUUUAUACUGCUUGAUUUAAUGCUGGUAGAUAUUAAAUUGCUUUGUCAACAUAAACCAGCACACUGUAAAAUGUAAAUAACCAUGGUUACGUUUUAUGGUGGGAUGUUAUGAUUUGAUAGAAUAAUUAAUCAUCCACUAGCGUUAAGUGUAGGGUUAUGCAAAAAUCAGUGAGGUCACACAGCAAAUGCUGUAUGUAAUCCUGAACCACAAGCACACAAACAUUGUGAUAGAAAUACUUCACAUGUUAAAGAGAAAAUAUGUUUGACUCACAAGAUUGUGAGAGGAAGCCCUAUGGUAAACAUAACUCGUAUGGAUUAAGUGUGUCAGACAAAACAGAGAGCUAGACUUUGGUUUGUGGAGACUGGCAAAAAGUUUUCACUAAAAUUUGAUCUUACUCAAUAGAUCAGAGAUGUACACUGCCCAAAUUUCAACCUUGUAUCUAAUAUGAUUACUAUCACAACCGAGAUCAGUAAUAUCAUUUUAUAAACUUGUGAUCUAGACAAAUAAAAGUUAUAUAAAAAAUUAAGGUACGUGUUCCACAUUCUUGGUCAUGUCAAACAUAGUUAAAGUAGUGAAAACAUUCAAAAGAACUUAUAAUAGUGGUUCCUUUCUCCUAAGUGGCUAUGCAACUGAUGGCGAAUUCUUUGGAUCAUUGCUGUGAUGAUAGUUUCUUAUCUUUAAGAUAUUUAAUGAUUAUUUUUGAAGAUGAUUCCCUCAAAUCAAAAACAAAUUAUUGCAGUUCCUUUGGUGAAGACUCUAGACACGUACUCAGGAGAAGUGAGGCUUAAAUCCCUUUCUGUUCAUCCUCAUUGAGGUUUGGUAUUUUUUACGUUAAAUCUUUUCAAACAAAUGUCAAGGUAGUUUUUUAAAAUGUGACUGUGGUCAAUUUCUUUCCACUUGCACAAUAUGAGCUAUUUCUCUACUUCUAAAGGCCUAGAUGUCAAUGGAACAUGAAAUUUGAACAUUCCUUUUGUAUAUCAAAACCAUCAGACAUGUUCUGUUACAUUAUAUUCAUUAUGGGCAAGGGAAAAGUUUCAAAAAUAUUACUUCUGUCUCCACUGGGUGUUACCUUAGUAACUGAAAAUUUUUUGACAGUUAUUGCAGCAUUGUUUAAAUAUAUUAUGGAGAAAGGUUUCAAGUUCAUCCUUAAAACAUGUUGCACUUUGAAGGUAUCAAGAUGGCUUGCAUUGUGUUAUUUAACUAUGGCAGUCAAACAUUUAGACCCAAACCUUUGUCCAUACUCAUUAAAUAUUUGUCUCCUUUAUUGCAUUAAAACUAACCAUACAGUGUUUUGCCAUCGUUUCAUAGGGAUGACUAGUACCUGUACUCAUAUGUCAAAAAUGUAUUUUAUUUUAUUUUCACUAACUUACUUAAAUCCAGAGACAGCUGGUGAAUUUUUGCUUUCACUGUUUCAUGUCCAGAGUGUAUAGUCACACUAAAUAUUAAAAACGUCUAUAGUGACAUAAUUUUAAAUGAGGGGAAAGUGUACAAGAGAUGAAUUUAUCCAGUUUAAAAUUAAUAGCAUUGUUUGGCUUAGAACCUGCUGGUUUUGCCUUUGUGUGCUUAUGAUAUACUGUGUCAGUCAUGGGGAACAAAUUUGAUGUCCUAACUUAUUUUUAGAUAUUCCUCUGUAGUUGUAUUUGUAGCACUGCAACAUUCAGUUCACGUAAAUGUAAAACUUCAUCAGUGUAACAGGCUUGACAGCAUCUUCUUCUCAGUAUUCAGCAGUCUUUUGCAGGAAUGUAGAUACUAUUAGUACACCACAUUCACUCUGUAAGAAAGUGGAGUAAUGGAGUAAUCCAAAUGCCAAUCACAAUUUAUGCCGUUCACAUUUUUUUUAGUCUGUUUAUUUACUGUGGUUGUUGAUUUUAUAGCUCCCUUCCCCCCUCCCCCUUUCCCCAGUAAAUUUAGCUUCUUAUAUUCUCCUCUCGUUGUAAUUAUUCUUGGAAUACUUUCUUAUUUUAUUUCUUAAAUAAAAGAAAAUGCUGCAAAAUGUCUGGAAUCUUUUAAGUACAAAAGUAUAUGAGGCAUUGGCAGAGGAGCCAGAAUGAUUUAUAUGUAACACUUACUACUCCUGAAAUUAUGUACUCUGGUUCUGAACAGGAGCUAAUAUUUAUUAUAUAAUAAUGUGAUGCAAAAGUGUUGUGAUUUUUGCUGUGUAAUAUUGUUACUUAAGUUUAUGUAUUAAAUUCUUUCUUUGCUUUCAAGAAAAUGUAUUUUCUGAUUACACAUAUUGAAAUCAGUAGUAGCCAGUUAAGUGAUUGAUAUUCAGGAUUACCAGACCACCGAUGUAAAAUCUGAGGUAAAUGUUUGGAGACUGAUGACACUGUUUUUACCUUGUACAUUUGUUUGUAUAUCAUGUAGAGAACUGCUACUACAUGUGUUUAAGUACCCAGUGUUACAUACUGCACAAGAAGUAAUCCAUGAGGUUAUAUAAUAUGUGGUCAUUUUUACAUUAUUUGUUGUAUGUAGUUAAUGAUUUUUCAAUGAGAGACACACUUAAUUUUCUGUGGUAAGGAGAAGGUUGCACCAUUUUUAAUGCACUAUUGUGUUGUUUCAUAGUGAAAUAUUAUGUCUCUAUUAUAAAUUUUGUGAUCACAAAUAUUUAAGACAGGUCAUUGUAUAGUAUUUUGACUAAUUAUUUGCUGCUCAUAAUUCUGCGGUAGUUCAGUUUGUCAGUAUGAUGGGAGAUGAGCCUGUUUAUAUAUAGAACACUUUUCCCUUCCUGGGUAGUAAGUAGUGGAGGGCAUUGGCCUCUCAUUAUGUAGUAAAAGUGUUGUGUUUCUCCAAAUAGUUUGUUUAAUAUGCGCUGUAGUGCAUAAAUAUUUAUCAUAAAUACGAAAUUCCUGAGUGUUCUCACUUUGCAAAGUUUUUCAGUUUUUAGUUGAAAUUCAUUGUUGGUAAUCCCAUCAUUUAAUUUAAUUCAUUGUUGGUAAUGCCAUCAUUUAAUUUUAUAAGUUCAUAUUUAUAAGUGCUUUAACACACUUAUUGUGGUAGUAGAGACCACUUCACAUAACUAACUUGAUUAACAGGCUGUAUAGCUAGAAUGAAAAUGGUGCAUCCUCCUAACCAAACCUCUGUUGAUUCUAAAAUUAUUUAUCCCUGCAACAUUUCGUAGUGUUUGUGGCAGCAUAUAAAGCAGAUAACUGGACACAAAUGCACUCCUUAAAUAGGCGAGUGUGAUUUAGAAAUUGGUACUGUAUAAUGCACAGCCAUCCCACUUCUAGAAGUUUAAGACUUUUAAUUGAUCAUUAGUCAUCAGCCUUCUUUCAAUUACUUCAGUGUAAGCGAGUCCCCUUUCUGUUGGCAAAAGACUGAGAUCACUUGCAUCAGAUAUCAUUUUGCAAGCUCACUCAAGUGCUUAGAGAAAUUGGCUGUACAAUGAAAUAUAUUUUUUUCUGGUUCACACUUAAUAAUCUGAUAUAAUUGUAUGAAUGUUGUUGUACACUGCAGCAAUUCCAUGUGUGCAUAAAUGUAAUUGAUAUAAUUAUUGGUUCCUAUGAAAAUUCUGUAAAUAUAAGAUUUGUGGAACAUGCCUCGCCAAAUUUGAAGCCUAGAUAAUGUACGGUGUUUUGUAUUUCGGGUAACUGCAAGUCCAAGCUAAAUGUGUUUAUCCACAUUGUACAUUGGGAACAGUGUAGAAACUGUGUUUUAAUUUAUGGAACUGGGCAUUUGUAGAUAGUAUUUAUUUAUUACCUGCCAGUCAUUUUUCAGAGUGAUAAAACUAUUUUACUCAGACUGUAAUAUUUGUAUGUAUAAUUGUGUGCAUAUGUAUAUACUUAUAUAUAUAUAUAUAUACGUAUAUAUAUAUAUAAAUAAAAGUUUAGAUUUUGGAGUGCCCAGAUGCAAAUAAUUGUGUGUUAAUAUUUUAAAUGUGUUUCUUAUACAUUUUUUCAAUUAAAUUAGUAAUUACAAGAACUGAUAACAGUGUUGGGGUCAUACAUUUGAUCUCUGUUUAUUGCUUGGAAAUUGUAUUAUUUAAUGUACAAAGUGAGAACAUUUUAAUCCAUGCAAAAUAUUUAUGAAAAUAAAUAGAGAUAUCAAUGUUGUAGGAAUAUUUUUACAAAAACUUGAAAAAUGUUCAUUUAUUUUUACUUUCAAUAAAACACAUGCACCUUUUGAUA